This is a messenger RNA of Peronospora matthiolae, 312 nucleotides long. The record is from the annotation of a GenBank genome assembly. Lineage: Eukaryota; Oomycota; Peronosporomycetes; Peronosporales; Peronosporaceae.
AUGAGUCUCGUCUCGAAAGUUGCGAGUCUGUAUCAGAAGUCGGUCAGCAAGACGCUCGGCAUGUACGGCCUUAAGUACGACGACGCGCUCGUCGACACGGCCGCGGUACAGACUGCAAUGCACUGGGUCAAGGGCGAGGACUAUCAGGCGCGGACCAAGCGCAUCGCCCGCGCGGCGGACUGUUCGCUCAAGCGCAGCUACUUACCGGACGAGAUUCAGGCUAUUCAGCGUCCACUGGACUUUUACUUGUCGGAGAAGGUCAUUGAGGCCGAGACGCUGGCACACGAGCGCGCGGAGCUCACGCGGUGGUAG